Messenger RNA from Ceratitis capitata (Mediterranean fruit fly), 1613 nucleotides. RefSeq lists its product as hypothetical. The transcript has 3 exons. Bases 817 to 1368 code for a protein of 183 amino acids. Lineage: Eukaryota; Metazoa; Arthropoda; Insecta; Diptera; Tephritidae. The record is from RefSeq and is a predicted model, not a curated record.
AGUACGAAGCUACGCGAAGACGCGCUCAAGACUGUUUGUGGGAAUAAAGCAAAAAAAAAAAAAUAAAAGAAAAUAAAAAUAAAAAUAAAACAAACGCGCGCGCUCCUUUGACUCUUCACUCGAACCUACUAUACGCCAACACUUGUGUGCGAGCAGUGAAGUUAGAAGUGGUGUUACUUCAGGGAUAUAUAUAUAUAUAUAUGUACAUACUUAAGGGACACAUGCACAUAUUAAAACUUAACGCGAUGUGAGCAAUACAUGUACACAAAUGUAUGUGCGUACAUAUGUGGUAAGCCACAGCGUAAUGGUUGUUUUGAAUUGAAAUCGCAGUGCAGGCAAAAGAGAGUAGCAACACUCCUUUAAAAACAACUCGUUGAAGGCAGAACUGAAUAAUCAGCAGAAAGGAAAAUGUGUGGAAAACACAAAAAGUGAAAAACAAAACAAAGUGUAAAAUAAACAAAACCAAAACAAGCCAAAGAAUAGUGAAAUAUACUCACCAACAACUAAGGAUUUGCGAAAAUUCUUCCUUUUUUUCCUCAGUCUUUGUCAUUUGUAGCGCUCGUAGUGCGGCAGCGACGCAAAAAAGGUAAAAAGGACUACACAGUUGAAACAGUGAACCAACGAAGGAGCAGUAAAAAAGAUAUUCCGCGUAAAAUGGAUGCCACAGUUAAUAAUGUUAGAAAUAUAACGCAAUUAUAAACCGUUAUAAAGCCAAAGUACAACAGAGGAGGCAAAAGCGCAUUUAAAAGGACACCGUUAUCAAAUUACCAACCAAAAAGAGAAAAACAAAUCGAGAAACAAAAAAAAAAGAAGAAGAUGCAUCAAGUGCUAAGCUAUGAGACCGCUGUACGUGCCAACAGUUCACGCGAAUAUCGCGAGUACGUCACCAAGCGCACUUGCGUCAGUCUCGUACUCACAAUCGCCUUUCUAACACUUAUAUUGGGCUAUCUACUUGGCAAUUUCGUGUCGGAGCGUAAAUAUCAAAUGCGCUUGAAUAAGGAGGCGGGCAAAGGCGGCAGCGGUGGCGGCGGAGCUGCCGGUCUGCCACACACUGUAGAUGUCAGCAGUGCUGAUUAUGAAAAUCUCAAAGAAAUCAAUACGUAUCAAAAGAACAAAGCCAAAUUGUUGAGCUCAGCACAGGCGCUGACGAAAAUGCUACAACGCGAUCAAAGCUCGCCGGCGAAUUCCAUUAAUUCGGUGAUUUUCAAUAAGUACAUAUCGUGCACACAGGACAUACCACCGAACACCAGUAUGGAGUCCAGUAAAUUUAUCGAACAGCUGGUGGAUAAUGCGGCGGCGAUACAGAAGGAUUGUCUGCGUGUCAUACAGUUGGUCAUUGACGAUAAGAUGACUGGCGGCACCAACUGAGGGGUUAAGUAGAGUCUUCAGUGUAGACAUGAAGUGUGAUAAAACGAUGAUGGGUGGAAGGGGCUAAGUUAGUAAGAGAUGGGAGCAGCAAAGGAUGUUAAGUUAUUAAAGAGUUUAUGCUUUAUAAUAGGUGUAGGCAAUAAAGAGUUUGGCGCAGUGAGUGACAAAGGUAGCGGGAGACUAGGGUCGUGGGGAUUAAAGUGGUAAAGUGUUAAGGCAGGUUUGAAGGGCUAAAGGGCAAUAAA